AUGGCAAUCGACUUCUCCAUCUACAUUACCAAGAGGAAUGCACCAUACAUCAUCUGGACUGUUAUCGCGAUAGUUUGUGCGCUGUUCUUUCUGCUCUCAAGCCGCGCGGUGCCGAAGAGCAACGGCGGGCCGUCGAAGAUGCAGCAGCGGCGCCGGGUGAGCAUCUCCCUAGAUGGCCUCCUGCUGGGCCUUUCGGACAGCGGGCCUGCUAUCGCCAACUUCUUGGAGAUAUGUCAAUGCUGCGAGGUGUUCGCCUUCGGCCUAGCUGACAGUGACGACCGGGAGGAGAAGGUCUGGCGAAUGUUCGAGUCGCUGGGCGCCUUCCAAGCGGGCUUCAAGAGGCACCGGCUCAUGUUCUCGAGUACCUCUGAGGGCCGAGCUUCCAUGGUCCGGCAGCUGCAGCCAGACCUCCACCUCGAGGCGUCACCAGAGGUUGCGGAGGCGUUGCUUGGCAAGGUCCCGGAGGUGCGCCUUGUAGAGGCGCUUCCAAGCGUCAAGGAGGUCUUGUGA
Molecule: messenger RNA, 510 nt
Organism: Symbiodinium natans
Lineage: Eukaryota; Dinophyceae; Suessiales; Symbiodiniaceae
Source: the annotation of a GenBank genome assembly